Molecule: messenger RNA, 1975 nt
Organism: Polistes canadensis
Lineage: Eukaryota; Metazoa; Arthropoda; Insecta; Hymenoptera; Vespidae
Gene: BckdhA
Product: 2-oxoisovalerate dehydrogenase subunit alpha, mitochondrial
Exons: 8
Coding region: 268-1548 (426 amino acids)
Biological process (GO): branched-chain amino acid catabolic process
Molecular function (GO): oxidoreductase activity, acting on the aldehyde or oxo group of donors, disulfide as acceptor
Source: RefSeq, a predicted model, not a curated record
AAGAAAAUUAUUUGCGAGGAAACAAAAAUUAAUUAUUACUUAAUUUGAAAAUCAAAAAACAAAAAAAAAGAUUAUAUACUUAAGAAAAUUUAUGAGUCUUUGAUAUUUGUUAUUCAUUGUAUUUAAUAAGAAAGCUUUUACGCCUAUGUGAUGACGAAAGUAUAUGGUCGUCGUAAGAAUAAUCAUAUCAUGAUAAAAUGAUAUACAUAACGACUGCAUAAGUUGAUGUUUAGUUUAGAUUAAAAAGUCAACAUUUAAACAAUCAUAAUGGCUACAUAUUUUGUUAUAAAAAGAAUUUCACGUUUAUCUUCCUUGAGAUGGCAAACAUCAAUGAAACACUAUAGUAACAUUGCUAAUGUUGUAACUGAGCCACAAUAUCCUGGAAUUAAAAAUAAUUUUACAAAUCACCUAAAAUUUAUUAACAUAGAUAAUUAUGAAUCUAUUCCUAUAUAUAGAAUCUUAGAUACAACUGGACAGUCACAUUUUCUUGAAGAAAAUAAGUUGGAUGAUAAAACAAUGAUUAAAAUUUAUCGUGAUAUGGUAACUCUUACUAUAAUGGAUAAAAUUAUGUACGAGUCACAACGACAAGGUCGUAUAUCUUUUUAUAUGACAAAUACUGGAGAGGAAGCUGUUCAAAUUGGUUCAGCUUCUGCGUUAACGUUACAAGAUUUGAUUUAUGCACAAUAUCGGGAAGCAGGUGUAUUACUUUGGCGUGGCUAUCAAAUCCCUAAAUUUAUGAAUCAAUGUUAUGGGAAUGUCGAAGAUGAAGGAAAAGGAAAACAAAUGCCAGUGCAUUAUGGAUCGAAAGAUUUAAAUUUUAUGACUAUAUCAUCUCCGUUAACAACACAAUUGCCACAAGCUGUAGGUGCAGCAUAUGCAUAUAAAAGGGAAAAAAGAAAAUCAUGUGUAAUAUGUUAUUUCGGAGAUGGUGCAGCCAGUGAAGGAGAUGCUCAUGCAGCUUUUAAUUUUGCUGCUACUUUAUCAUGCCCAGUAAUAUUUUUCUGUCGGAACAAUGGUUAUGCUAUAUCAACACCUACGAAUGAACAAUAUAAAGGAGAUGGUAUUGCAGCAAAAGGACCGAGUUAUGGAAUUGAUACAAUUCGAAUAGAUGGGAAUGAUGUACUUGCUGUACAUUAUGCGACAAAAGCUGCUCGUGAUUUGUGCAUAAAUGAAGGAAAACCUGUUUUAAUAGAAGCAAUGACUUAUCGUGCUGGCCAUCAUAGUACAUCCGAUGAUAGUACAGCAUAUAGAACCAAUGAAGAAAUUUCUCUUUGGAAUAAUACUACACCAAUUCAAAGAUUUAAACAAUAUAUACAAUCCUUAGGUCUUUGGAAUCAAGAAAAAGAAGAUGAUAUGCAAAAAAUGAUAAAGAAAGAAAUUUUAGAUGCUUUUUCUAAAGCAGAGAAAAAACCUAAACCUCAUUGGAAAGAAAUGUUCGCAGACACUUAUUGUAACAUGCCAGAACAUAUAAGAGACCAAAUGCAUUCCAUGGAAGAACAUCUUGCAAUAUAUCAAGAACAUUAUCCAUUGAAAAAAUUUGAUUUAUAAAUUAUUUUUUAAUUAGAUAGUAAAAUAAAUAUUAUUUUGUUAUUAAUUAUCAUUUUUUGCAAUAGUGUUGAUAAUAAAAAAUUGAUAACUGAUAAACUAUUAUGCAGUAAAAUAAUUGUUAUAUUCACACACGUUUGUUAACAAUGUCCCAUAUUAUCUGUAACACAUUAAUUUUCAUUGAAAUUCCAGUAUCAUACUUUUGUAAUGGUAAUCAACGUAAAAAAUAUGUUUUGGGCUGUGGUUGGAAUCUUUUCUUUGUGGUGCAGUAACAAACGUGUUAAGUAUAAAAACAUUCAAGUUUUUAUAUUAAAUACAACAAAUAAUUUCGUAUUCAUAAUUACUCUAUUUUAAUUUCUAUUUAUUAUAAUUAAUAUUAUAUAAGAGAUUAACUGUAGAGAAAACUAAUAUCAAUACAAUUGAAUUACCU